UCACUUCACGAUCUCUGGUAACGGUUAUAUCAACGGCAGACUUAAUUCGACUCGAUCGUUAUACAUUUCGAAUGCUGCGUUUGUCCCUGAAUGCAAAUUAUGUUGGCGUUUAAACAUAAGACGGUUAAACCACAAGUUAUGAAAGACAACCACAGUUGAACAGGCAGACCAAUUACACGCCAUGGCUCCGCUCCCCAGGAGGUAAAAGAAACACUGUGAUCCUUCCCACGUUGGGUGGACUGAGAGCUGAAGCCUCCCCCACCUCCUCACCUCGGGGCUAACGCUCACACUUGGAAGAGAGAAAGUCUUUGAAAGCGGAGCAGAGGGAACGUGGACCCACUCCGUCGACCAGAACUACGGGCUUCAUGGAGGGAAGAUGAUACACCAGACUGGGCCCACCAUCAACUGCUGGCCAACCUCCAGGAUGUUCGUGAACUUGAGGCGCAUCCGAAAAUGCCAGUUGGUGCAGCUGAUGACAAGCUGCCUGCUGCUGUCGGUGGUAAUGAUCUGCUGGGAGCAGCUGGACUCAGCCGUCGUCAGCCACGUCAAGUCCUACUCCUUCCGCUACCUCAUCAACAGCUUCUACUACGUUAAUAGGAGCCUCACUAUUCCUCGCGAGCAGGCCAGAAGCUUCAGUGACUUCCCCUACGUGUUGGACCACCCCGACAAGUGCGCAGACAAGGACGUCCUCCUCCUCGUCUUCGUAAAAUCCUUCCCGGAGAACUUCGAGCGUCGAAACGCCAUCCGAACCACCUGGGGCAACGAGGGGUACAUCCAAAAUACCCUGGGCGUGACGGUCAAGGUCCUGUUCGCCUUGGGAACCGUUAGGAGGAAAAAGACCGAGCCUUUGUGGAGCAAUAAGAGCGACAGCGGCUUCCGGAGGAAGCUUGUCCACGAGGACGCCGUCUACGGCGACUUGAUCCAGAAGAACUUCAAGGACUCCUUCCACAACCUGACCCUCAAACUCAUCAUGCAGUACCACUGGAUGCACAGCCGCUGCGCCCACGCCCGCUUCUUCAUGACCACGGACGACGACGUCUUUGUCCACAUGCCCAACCUGGUGAGGUACCUGCAGGAGCUGAGCAGCCAGGGGGUCACCGACUUCUGGACGGGGAGAGUGCACAUCGGAGCGCCGCCCAUCCGCAGAAAAGACAGCAAGUACUACGUUCCCUACGAGAUGUACCAAUGGUCGACUUACCCCGACUACACGGCCGGGGCCGGCUACGUCGUCUCCGGCGACGUGGCCCAUAAAAUCUACCACGCCACGCUGACCCUGAACGCCUCCCUCUACAUAGACGACGUGUUCAUGGGCAUCUGCGCCAACGCUGUCAACGUGACGCCACAGCAGCACGUUUAUUUUGCGGGAGAGGGCAAGGCACCGUACCACCCGUGUAUCUACAGCCAGAUGAUGACCUCUCACGGCCACGUGAAGGACAUUUAUGAACUGUGGCGGGAGGCGACGCACCCAAAGGUCCAGCAGAGCACCUCAGGACUGUUCGGGAAGCUGUACUGCACUGUAGUGAGAAUGUAUCUCCUCUGUAAACCCCGGUUUGUCGACACCUAUCCUUGCAAAGCAGCAUUUUUAUAGUAGGCGAGGAGGCGAGAGCCCACUAUAACACCGAUGGGUUCAUUUCUAGAAGUAUUACCUCAGGCCUUUCCCUAGGACCUCUGCCCACACAGUGGUUUACUGCCGCAGAAGAAGCCAGAAAAAACAGGUUGUGUUAUCGCUGCUGGAGUGAGACCUCCAUCUUGUCUAUGAAUUUUUGUCGUGGUCAUUUUUAAAGUGCAGGCGUUGUGGGAAGACCACAGAAUGUGAAAUUAAAGUUCUGCAAAGAUG
This is a messenger RNA of Xiphophorus couchianus (Monterrey platyfish), 1837 nucleotides long. RefSeq names its product lactosylceramide 1,3-N-acetyl-beta-D-glucosaminyltransferase A-like. Lineage: Eukaryota; Metazoa; Chordata; Actinopteri; Cyprinodontiformes; Poeciliidae. The transcript has 5 exons. Gene Ontology annotation, biological process: protein O-linked glycosylation. The coding region runs from base 377 to 1588 and encodes 403 amino acids. The record is from RefSeq and is a predicted model, not a curated record. Gene Ontology annotation, molecular function: N-acetyllactosaminide beta-1,3-N-acetylglucosaminyltransferase activity. Gene Ontology annotation, cellular component: Golgi membrane.